This is a messenger RNA of Pelobates cultripes (western spadefoot toad), 16160 nucleotides long. Lineage: Eukaryota; Metazoa; Chordata; Amphibia; Anura; Pelobatidae. The record is from the annotation of a GenBank genome assembly.
AGGAGGACAGGAGAGUCAGCCUGCAACUAGAGGAGCUGCAGGCUAAAGUGAACAUGUCACCACUGAAUCACCAGGGUUUGCAGCAUUAUGUUCCCCCUCCCUUGUAAAAGGUAAGAAGAAGGGAGGAGGAGACUUUAAGAUAAAUUUUCACAUCUUGCCCACCUACACACAGCCCCUCACACGCGCACUGUUCCUCAUACACACACUGCACCUCUUACACACAGAGAAAAAAAAAUAUAUACAUAUAAGUACUUUUUUUAAUUUAUUUUUUUAAACCUUUUCUGAAAAAAAUCACCCUUGCAUAGUCUCUCAGUAAGCACUGAAGUGAAAAAAAAUCUGCCUCAGUACUAGUCUCUUUUUAAAAUAUUUUUUUUUAACUGUGUUGAUCUAUAGAUCAGCAUAGUUCAAAACUUUAAAUAAGUUUUUCAAUUUAUAAAAAUAUAAAUUUUAGUUUCAAAACACUACACACUACAUUAGUUACAUCUUGUUUUCUUCAACUUCUUUUCUUGCUAUUUCAAAAUUGUAAAUGGAUCCUCCUGAACUUACAUCCACUAGUAAAGUGAGGGAGGGUCAGUCAGCCACCACCACCAAAACCAUCACCACCACCACAAGUAGUGGUAGUUUGAAUAUGCAGCAGUCAAGCAGUGCCGCUAUGUCAGACUCACCACCUAGGAGGCCAAGGUCUUUGUCACGCAUUUCAUGCUUGGUGCAAGAUCCUGGUAAAGGAAAGGAACCAAUAGCAGGCAGUAGUGCAGCAAAGCCCAGCACCCCCAGUCUUUUCUAUGGUAAAGGGAAACAAGCAGUACUUAGCUGCAAAUUUUAUGGACCGGUUUUCGGCAUGAGGUGACUGUGCGGUUCGAGGACAACUUGGUCUGGGGGUUUGACCCACUUGCAACCACUGCAACCUGGCAGGAGAGCGCUUUUUGGAGAGAAGGUGCCUGAGACUAAAGGUAAAACAGCUGAGAGCCAGGUGGAGCACCCCUGUAUUUUGGAUGCAGGAGCUUCUGAAAGUUGACUGGCAAAAGCACCAGACUCCCUAGAACUAUUCUGGGCAUAGGACUAUGUGUGCGGCCGGUCAGAACUUUGGGCACUCAGGUCAGGGUUAUUUGGGGAUGUGUAAUAUGUGGGGUUAUUUUAAGUUUUUAUUAUGUUUUUGGGUACUUUUAUGUUUGGCUGUCUGUUCCUGGGAGAUAAUCAACUUACCUGUCUUUAAAUCAAUUAUCUCCCAGGCCCAGAGAUUCCUGGGAGGGGCUUGUGUUGAAUAAUACAAUGGAGACCCCAUGCUGGGGUCUGCAUAAAAGACAGAGGUUGGCUCAUUAAAAUCAAUCUAGUUACUUUGAGGGGAAAGGGCUGAUCACUGCUUAGCACCUUGUUCUAGCUCGUGUAGGAUUCAGCUGGGAAAGUCCUUGCAAGGACUACAGCUCCCAGGACUGUGUGACAGGGGAGGUGUUGCAGAGCCAAAAUCUACUGGUGCUGCCAGCCAACAACCAAGGCUGGUUAGAGCAUCACAAUGCAUCCAGCCGACCCUGGAACAAUUUGGGGGAUUCCACUCCAGGGUUAUGUCGAAACAGCAGGCCCAUAAAAUCAUGCAACUUAUUGGUCAGUUAAUUGCUGUUGGGGGUGCUUCCUUUUCAAUGAUAGAAGGGGAACCUUUCAAACAGUUGAUGGAGGCUGUGGCUCCACAAUACCAUCUUCCCUCACUCUCCACUUUCAGCAGGUGGAUAGUCCCUUUGUGGAGUGCACCAAGUCGCCAGCAUGCCUUUAUUUCCUUGAUAGCACACUGGUGGGAUCCUGGUGUGUUUCAGGAAGCUGCUUCUGCAACUUCAACAGCAGCAGCAGGGUCUAGCAGAAAGGGAGGAAGUUUAUCUGUAGGUCAGGUGGGCUAUCGUUGAAGUGAUGGAUGAAAAACACACUUCGAUAACAUUCUGUAGGCAGUAAGGAGGAAGGUGUCUCUUUGGGUAGGAGAUGAGGCAGGCACCAAUGUAGAAGUGGGGUUUGUGGUUACUGAUGGAGCUUCAAAUAUAGUGAAAGCUCUGUGUGAUGGUAACAUUGUUGGUCUGCGCUAUGCAGCGCACAUGAUCCAUCUUGUAGUGAAAUCAGCAAUCCCAGAAGGAAAUAAUAGAGUUUUGAGUGAGAUUGAAAGGUGCAGGAGGAUUGCUGGGCACCUUUCAACUGUUAAGGCACGAGCAAGAAAAGGCAGGUCUUCCCACACACUGUCUAUGACAAGAUGUCAGUACACGGUGGAAGUCUACUUCGGAGAUGCUGGCGAGUAUUUUAGAUCAGCAGAGGGCAAUCCAUUAGACAUGUGCAAUUAUUUUUGUUCCGAAUGUCAAUUCGUACGAAUUUCUGGCAAUUCUCCGACUGUCCAAAUUGCUGAAUUGCCAAAAAUUUCAAAAAGAAAUUCAAAGAACUUUCCCACUCUGUGUAAAAUGACAUAGAGCACUCUGAUUGGCUGGAUUUCAAGCUAACCAAUCAGAGUGCUGUGACAGGUAAAUGUAAAAACUUACCAGUCAGUCUCUUCAUUUACCUGUCAGAGCUCUCUGAUUAGAUGGCUUAAACCAACCAACCAGAGUGCUCUGAGCAUAAUUGCAGGGCGGGGCAAGGCUUUAUAAGCCUUCCCCCACCCUGCAGAGCUCAGUCUGCAUGGUGCCUUCCAUGGGUGAAGAUGGAUUAUUUAUUUUUUUGCACUUUUUUAUUUAUUUAUUUAUUAUUACGGUGAUUAUGGAUUUUUAUUUGGCUUUUUGGGAGCUUAAAAAAUAAGAUUUUAGAAAAAAGACCACAUCAAAUGGUAAGUUUAAUUAAUUUUUUUACAGGUACCUAUUUAUUGGUCCCCCCCUCACUGAGAGGGUUAGGAUAGGGGUUAGUUUUGUUGGGAGGGGGUGACUAGGGGCUUGGGGACCCCUAGUCACCAUAGGGGGGUUAAACUUUUAUUUAGGGCCCCCACCUGCCGCUCAGGGGUGGGGGCCAGGGGGGGGAAGGACAAUAGGUCCCUCCCCUUAUUCUAAUUUAGGGCUCCCACCCACCGCUCAUGGGUGGGGACCGGGGGGGAGGACAAUAGGUACCCCCAUUAUUUUACUUUAGGGCCCCACCCACUGCUCAGGGGUGGGGUUCGGUGGGGGAGGACAAUAGGUUCCCCUCCCCGUUUUUCUGAUAUAGGGCCCCCACCUGCCGCUCAGGGGUGGGGGCCGGGGAGGGCAAUAGUUUAUUUUUUGUUUGUUUUUGUAACAGUGAGCAGCCACAGGCUGCUCACUGUUUAAUAGACAUGCCCCUACUCGCAGUAUAGCGAGUAGGGGCAGAUUAUUUACUAAUACUAAGUAAUUUUUACUUAGUAUUAAUACAUUUUAUUUAAAACUCUUGAGUACACAGUGUUACUAUUAUUUGUUUUUACUCUUUGUUUAUAUUUUGGACUAAUAAAAUAUAUUCCUGUGACAUCUCCUGAUGUCCUGUAUCCAUCCUACUUCUGAAAGUAUAUCCUGUGGCCAAUAUUGGCACAAUUUGGACUUUCACACAGAGUGUGGUACAGCUCUGGGACAUGUGAGUUAUAGUCCACUCCUAUCCUAUUAUUAUACGAGGAAAACAAUAAGAAUUAACAUAGGGCCAAAAUUUAGAUAUCACAAGGUAGAGGGCACAAAAAAGGGGGGUAACCCCUAAAUGGUGAAUAUCAUAGAGAAUAAACAAAAAAAGAAACAAAUGCCAUUCUACCUGUGUAUGAUUUACUGAGAAGAUUGUAGAUUAAAAAGUAACUUUUAAUAAAUAAAUCUAAAAUAAAAAUAUAAAAAAGAAAAAUAAUAUGAACAGCAGGAGUAAAUGGAGACUAUACAGCGAGUAAAACUCUGUGACUACUUAUAUAAGCUGUAAAAGUGUAUACAUAAUAACACUAAUGCUGAAGCAAUACUGUUUAGCUACAAUAUAACAGUGUAUUCCCAAGUAAUAGAAGUGAUACUAUAUUAUAUAUCACUAAUAGCUGUAACAAGAGGGGGGAGAUAAGACCGCUGCUAAACCAGUGCUGUCAAUAGUUAAAAGAUAUGGAUAAGUAAAUCCCUACAUGAUAGUACAACUAAUGACAUGGGUUAACUCCACAUACAAUAAUUGAUAAUGUUCUUAUGGUGCUUAACCUCAGAAAGAUCAAAGAUAAUGGUUCAGCUAAGACAGAUUUCUGACAGACGGCGAUUAGCCAGUUAAAUAUCACAAAAGCUGCCUAGAUCAUAGCAGCAUUUUGAUAAUUAAUUAAAGAUUGCUGUCAAGUAGUAAAGUAUAAAAUAAGGGGUUGCUGACCUGGCUCUGUUUUUUCUGCAAGAUACCUAGCAGUAUAUUCUAGUGUAACAACAGCUGCCUGCACUGAAUGAUGUUAACUUAUGCUUGACCACAGUGGAGCACCAAGUAGUAGCUCACCUGUGAAGGACUGCUGACAGGCAGCAGUUAACCGGUUAAAAAUCACACAAGUUGCCUAAAUGCAAGCUGCAUCUAAAUAAUAGGUCAAAGUAUAAAGAGAGGGUUUACAAACAGUUUUGAACAGGUUGCCUAGGUAGUAGAAAAUAUACAGACAGUGACAGAGGAAGGCAUAUAGAAUAAAGAUUCCUGAGUCUUGUGCCUUCGAGGGCACCCCUUAAUAAAAUGCCUGGUCUUAUCAAUCUCCCCCCAUAAACAUAAUAAAGGAAAAAGAAAGAGAAAUAAAGUAUGUACAGAGCACACAAAAUUAGUGUUAAGAGUCUCCAAUAUGCACUCCUGAGAUGCUGGACAUGAAUGAACUUGAUGUCGGUAAUUUAGCAAUAGAUAAGCAGAGAGUUAGGUGCCUACACCAAUAAUGUGUCAGUAAGUGUCCAGAGCCCCUGACGUGCACGUUUCGCCAGUGAAGCUCAUCAGAAGGUCAGCAACCCCUUAUUUUAUACUUUACUGCUUGACAGCAAUCUUUAAUUUAUUAUCAAAAUGCUGCUAUGAUCUAGGCAGCUUUUGUGAUAUUUAACUGGCUAAUCGCCGUCUGUCAGAAAUCUGUCUUAGCUGAACUAUUGACAGCACUGGUUUAGCAGUUGUCUUAUCUCCCCCCCACCCCCCCUUUUUUUGCUACAGCUAUUAGUGAUAUAUAAUAUAGUAUCACUUCUAUUACUUGGGAAUACACUGAUGUUAUAUUGUAGCUAAACAGUAUUGCUUCAGCAUUAGUGUUAUUAUGUAUACACUUUUACAGCUUGUAUAAGUGGUCACAGAGUUUUACUCGCUGUAUAGUCUCCAAUUUCUCCUGCUGUUCAUAUUAUUUUUCUUUUUUAUAUUUUUUAUUUUAGAUUUAUUUAUUAAAAGUUACUUUUUAAUCUACAAUCUUCUCAGUAAAUCAUACACAGGUAGAAUGGCAUUUGUUUCUUUUUUUUGUUUAUUCUCUAUGAUACUCCUAUCCUAUUGUUUUACGUUCACAGGUCACACCAUGCUUGCAGAUUUCUUUUUUAUUGUAGGUCUUUGUGUGAUCUACAGAUAUCUGAAUCGUUUGUAUGAGGUAUAUAAGUUCUACACAUUUUUUGCACUGGAUUUUUAUUUUUACUGUAUUUCUUCUACGUGUGUGUGUGUGUGUGUGUGUGUAUAUGUGUGUGUAUAUAUUGUGUGUGUGUGUGUAUAUAUAUAUAUAUAUAUUACUGUGGUAUUUAUUAAUUGGCAAACUUACUGUGAUAUUAAUAAAUAACAUCACAGUAAGAUUGCCCAUUAAUAAAUACCUUAGUAAGUAUGCGUGUUAAUAUAUACCACAGUAACUUUGCCUAUUAAUAAGUAUCACAUUACAUUUGCUCCUUAAUAAACGAGCAUACUUACUGUGGAAUUUGUUAAUGGGAAAACCUACUGAAUUUAUUACUGGGCACUUGGCAUAUGUUAAAUGGGCCAACUGACUGUGGCAUGUUCUGUGGGGAAACAACACUGUUCUGUGUAUGCAUUUUAUGACUCCUAUGUUUUUUUUUUUAUAUAUAUUUUUGCUUGCAGGGAAUUCAGGGAAAAACUUUGGUGAGAAAAGUUUGAGGAGCAGUGGCAUGAAAGGAGAGCACUUACCUUAAAGGAGAGCACUCAGUGGCUUUCAUUUAAACUUGAAUUUCUUUCAAAAAGGGGUUAAUUCUUAAAAUCAACGUUUCAGUCCAUAUUUGGAAUUUCUGAUGAAAUUCCUAAUAUGGACUGAAACGUUGGUGUUAAAUUUCUCUUAAAAAAUGAUUAAUUCUUAAGGUCACAAUAAGACCACUGAGUGCUCUCCUUUGAGGUAAGUUAUUGCUGUGUAUAUAUUAUACACACAGAAUCCAACGCACUCGCUUAUUCACUAAACAAUAAUUUCAAAUCUUAGAGAUUGUAAUAGUUUUAUUUAAAAACACCUCACCUAGGCAAAAAAUAAUGGGGGUUUAGUUACAUUAUAUGAUCAUAUAUUGCAUAAGCCUGCCACACCAUCAAUGUACCCCAUUCUUGGCAGGUCCUACACCUGCAGCCUAAUGCUUGCUCUUAUGAGAUUAAUCCACUUACUUGGGAAAUACUUCUUUACUGGGACUCUCUGCAAGUCAAGGCUAUAUAUAUAUCUCCACCCACUUCGGUACAGCACUGUCUCUCUCGGUCUCUAGCUUGCCUGGGAGCUUACUUCAUCCAAAAUGUACAUAAUCCAAGAAAAGUGCACUCACAGGACUCGGUAGAUGAUAUUCCAAUUCUUUUAUUGUGUGUAAGUGGUUGUGGUGGCAGUCCGGGCACUGGGAGCCCUCCAGAUGUGUAAGUGAUUGUGAUGGCAAUCCUGGCACUGGAAGCCCUACAGAUGUGUAAGUGGUUGUGGUGGCAGUCUAGCACUGGGAGCCCUAUAGAUAUGCAAGUGGCUGUGGUGGCAUUCCUGUCGCUUCCUGUUAGGCCAAGUAGAGGAUCAUACAUAGAAGAUCAUACAUCCGCUGUCCACUCAGCCUGUGAGGAUAUUUAUGGGGUGGUAAAUAUUAAAAUAAUAUUUUCAUAAAAAUUAUCAAAAAUUAAUUUAAUACAUGUUAUUAUAUCAAAAAUUGAUAUCGUGGCACUGUUGCCCAAUUAAUGAUUUAAAGCUGAAAAUUACCCACUAUUUUAAUUCUCUUAGAUCCUAGAGGAAGUUUCACUAGAAGAUUUAACUUCACACAGUAAUCACAAAUUAAUUAUAAAAAUAUAAUUUAUUGUGACAAUAAUAAAAAUAACAUAUGUAACAUGCGUGACAAUAAUAAGUGAAUAUUUAGGUGUAACAUAAGUAAACAAUAUGGCAGUGGUUUAACACAACAUAGACAGCUAAAAGCAACAGUUAUAUGUGACCGUUGUAUGCAGUUUAAGAUUUACGACAGGACACUCCACUUAGAAACCAAAUUCACAGAGAAGACAGAACUUCACAGCAGCCCAGCGUAAAGCAAUAAAAAAUUUGGCUGACAGUCAACUCACACUGAAUUAACUCUUCCACUGCUGGCUGCAAUCAUAGGCAAGAUAUCCUAUUAUAUUGCAAUUUUUAUAGCUACAAUAUUCUCAUAUCUGGUCAUUUAUCAUUCCUAAGUCCAUUCAAUAAGAAUAAUUCUAACUAGAUUUUAUGUUUGCAGAAUUUUAACUUUCCUAAUCAAGAUUAUCAGAACAAGUCAAUACCUCUGGAUAAAAAUUUGGUAUGCUAACAUUUGGCAAACUUACCGUUAAUAUAUUGUUAUCUUUAUUCCACCUGCAGGAAUAGAAUUUUCAUAACCAUAUAUUCCUUAGCUAAUUAUGAUUUCUAAUAAUUGAAAUCUGACCAAUAUGUAUCAAGUUAUAUAUUCCUGCUAUUAGUAACAAUUAGUUUAAUUUAAUUGUAAAAUUUUUUAAUAAAACCAGCAUAAUUACCAGUUAGGUUGUAGAUUUUCAGAUGUGUCGAUAUGUCCCAGGAAUUUCAAAUGCAAGUAUGAUGAGAAUUGUGGAAAAUAGAAAAGUUUUCAGAGUUCUGAAGUUGUGUUAGUUGGAAAAGAAAAUACUAAGAAUUAGGUGUGUACAAGAGAGUGUUUGAGAGUCUGGAAGUGGGAGCCUUGAGUCCAGUCCAAGAGUCAGAAUAUGUAAGUCCUCGAGAGUUUGAGAGUGUUCUCUCUUCCCUUUGUCCUUACUUUUUAAAGGGGAAAAUUCUCUGCACGUCACUAGUCGAUAGGAUCAACAGGGAACUGUGGGUGUGUCUUCUCUAAAGACUAUCAUCUAGAUUUUGGUCAGUAGAUGGCGCAAUUACAUCACCAAAAAUUGUCAGGUGGUCCAUUUACCUUUUUGUAUAAUGGAUUAACUGAAUAUGUUGAUGUGUUUUACGUAAUUUGGUUAUCUUUUUAUGGCCACCAUUUGUCAAAGAACCGGUCGUCUUCCAAGACUUUAGUUCACUCUUAUCCGGACUUAGUGUUUGUAUUUUAGCAUCAUAAUUUUAGAGUUGGCAUAUGUAGCCUUAGAUUCACCCUUUUCUUACAAUGGAACUAGUAAUGUUCUGUAAAUUAAUGUUCUGUAUAUCACAUGGUCAGUGGUACAGGUAAUGUAAUGUGAUAUUUUAAUUUUUUGACCACUAUGUGGGUGUGCAAAAGUCAUACAUAUACAUGAUCACAUGUCCCUGCGGUCUCUCAUAUGUGGGGAAGACCGACUUAACAGUACGGGAUCGGAUACGAGGACAUCGGUCCACUAUCAUGACGGCAUUUAGAGAUCAACAGCGUGACAAGCCUGUGGCUAAACAUUUUUUGACCAUGGGACACUGAUUACCUUCUUUAAGGUUUACUGCCAUUGAUCAUAUUCCCCCAAUGCCAAGAGGUGGAGAUAGAUCCAAGAUGUUAUUACAACGAGAGUCCCAAUGGAUACAUCGAUUUGGAUACAGUUGCCCCUAGGGGGCUGAAUGAAAAUAUUAUAUUUUCUAUGUUUUUGUGAGAAUUGAUCAGAUUUUGUCCGUACAUAUUACUAUUUUUCUUUGGAUUUAUCUCUUUCGUUGGAAUUUUGGAGGUCUGCUCAGUAUAAGAAUAGGUCUAUGAACAUUUCAACUAUUGUAAUAAUAAUUCUCAUUAGCUUUAUUAUAUAUGUCUGAUUGAGAAGAAAUUUUUCUCAUUUGUAAUUUUGUCUGUUUAUUAUUUGUGAUUGAUGGAUUAAUAGUAUAUAGCUCUCUGAGAAUGAGCAUUAUUGUUUUGAUCUAAUGGUCUAUUUUUGAUCUCUAAUUUACUUAUGCUGAUAUAUACCUUUAAGACAACACACAUCUGUUGGGUUAUGGUUUUGUUCUGCACUGCCCUGAUCGUCUUGUUAAACCGGUAUUCUGCUUUAGCCUUAGGAGAUAUCUAUUAUAACUAUAUGUGUUCCUUCCUUGUAUGAUUUGAUUAAUUGACAGAAGGUAGUAGAAUAUUAUACACUGGUAUUUAUGUAACACACAUAUGUUUUGUUUGCAGUGGGUUAACACACUUUUUAUCUUUGCACUGUUAUAUAUUUAUUUGCACUUGUCACUUUAGUUGUGUAUUGCAAUGUAAAUAAUACUAGUCAUUUCACAGCAUACAUACACUUUCAUAUAUUCAAUUAUACAGCGGUAUUACACAAUUACGCUCUUAUUCAUGAUUUGUUUCACUGGUAUCUUAGCAACCAGUCACACGUCAUCACGUCGGCAUUACGACACAUCACGUGAUUGCGGGUUCACUUCCGGGUAUGCACGGAGAGGGUGAGGGAGGCAGUUCACCAUUGGUGAGUACUUUCCUAAAUUUACUAUUUAUUGAUUUCACAGAUUUAGACAUAUUGAUCUUAAGGAAGACCCUGAGGGGUCGAAACGUCGAUCUUAUUAUGUAAACCUUCUUUUUAAUAAAUACUUUUCUAUUGAUUAUAUAAGUCCUUAGAGUGCAUCUCUUAUUUUUUGUUUAUAUAUUCCAUAACGUGGGAUUGCACCAAGGCACUAAAAUUCAUUUUGAAUUGGAGAUAGGGUGAGUGCCACGCUAUCUGUUUUUUUUUUUUGUGUGUGUGUGUGUGUGUGUGUGUGUGUAUGUAUGUAUAUGUGUGUGUGUGUAUAUGUAUAUGUAUAUGUAUGUAUAUAAUAUAUUACACACACACACACAUUUGUUUCUGGGUUGUAGCAUUCCUCCCCCUUUUGCUGUUAUAUGUCUUGUUUACAUAAGUCACAUCACAUUCCUUAGCUCAGACGUGAAUGAAGUAGUUACAGAUAGAGAAUUUUGUGUCUGUCUUAGCCUUGUAAUACAAAAUGGAGUCACCUCUGCUCUGAGGGUGACUGGCAGUAUACACUUUUAAUUUCUGUCUUAACACAAAAUGUCUACCAGUAUAAAUAUACUGACAUAACCCCCUUGGUGAUUAACAUAGCAAUGAUUAAUUUAGUCUAUGAAUAAGCACUACAGAAGUUACAAGACAUAUUGUGUACUCAUAUCACUUCUUCUGGCGUUGGGCAUGUGUAUGCAUAAUGAACAUUUUUGCAUAUUGUUGUACCUGUAAGAGCUUUGAACCUUACACUUGGUACAAUCAACCAAAAUACCAUUAUUAUCAUUGUAAACCCAAUAACAAUUUUAACAUAGAUGAACCAGUUAACAUGAGCAAUAAAGUCAGUAUCUAGCUCAGAGUACUUAAAUAUGUCCACAGAAUUGUUAUCUUUUCUGAUUGACCAUUUGAUAGUGUGGUUGGGCUUAUGGUCUAGCAAGAACUUUAGAUUAGAUUAGGAUCUAGUAGAAAUAGAAGUUCACGCUUAAAUAAGUCGUGACUUUGGUGCACUUCAGUGGACUUGGCAAUUAGCUUCAAAUGCAAAUUUGUUGCAACAACUGUCUUCCACAAUAAUUAACAUGUCCUGGAGAAGUGUUCUUUGCUGUUUUUUCACCUGAUGAAUAUCGUUAAUGUGCUGCUUUAGCGCAUAGAUUUCCAUAGACUUGGGCACUUCAGAAAUUUUCGUUUUAUACGAAUGUAUUCAUACGAAAAAGAAAUUAGUUUAGUCAGAACCGAAAUUCGUCAAUUCUUCUAUUCGUUUUCGUAUGAUAUUCGUUAGCAUUUUCAUUUCGGCUAAACACAUUCGUUCGUUCGUUCAUUCUGCGCAAUUUAAUUGAACCAAAUGAAUUGAAUACAUGAAACAAUGUUCCCUAAUCCCUAAAUACCAAAUAGCUUCAACCGAACUCAGUAAAACCAUUUGUUUCAAAUUUUGUACAUUGAUCUAACAACAUGGCAUUGAAAGCUGUAUUUCGUUUAAUUUACGCCUAAUACGCCCGAAAUAACUCCCGAACAGUUAAAUGCAUGAACGCUGCCAAUCACAUGAAAAUGUAUUGGCACUAUUAGUAAACUACUGAACACAACUCACUAUAGUCAUUCGUAUGUCGAAUGGCAUUGCAAAUACAAUGCAAUCAUAAAAGUCAGUUCCUAAAUAACGAAUAUCCUCAAGUGAACGCAGUAAAACCAUUCAUUUGUUUAACUUUUCGUACAUUUCUCACAACACAUGGCAUUGAACAAUGUUCUAAUCUAUUUACGCCCAAAACUCCCGAACUAACUCCUGAACUGUCAAAUGCACGAACACUGCCAAUCGCAUGAAAAUGUAUUGGCACUAUUAGUAAAUUACCGAACACCAUUUACUAUAGUCAUUCACAUGUCGAAUGACAUUGCAAAUGCAAUGCAUUGCUUUUGCUUAGUUUCUUGGGCUCAUGAAUCAUCAUGCUUCCUUGACAGGUGGUACUGGCAACACAGUAUCAUUUUUAUAAGGGAGUGAGAAAGUAGUAGCCAAUUAAAUAGGCUUUUACAUACUGCCAGACAAAACUGUAAAAAAAAAAAAAAGUAUCCCCUCAAGGCAGUCCUUCAAUGCAAAAUCUAGCCAGAUUUUCUAUAUGCCAGCCAUUCAGCCAUUUUGGAGCUCAGCCAGCCCACCACCCUGUCAGCCAUUUUAGACACUUUGAUGCUGAGCCUGCCAGAAGUGGUCAUGUCCUCCUCCAGCUCCUCAAGUAACAUAGCCAUGGAUAUAGUGGAGGGGGGCAUUGGCCACACAUGCCAGGAGGAAGGAGAAGCAAGUGGGAGAAGUAAGAAGGCCCAGGAUUUUAAAGGCUGCAGAUCCUGGUAGGAAGAAUAAGUACACUGAUAGUUUUGGUGCAGAGGAGAAUACAGUACUGGUAAACAAGCUCCCAAUGUGUGUUUUUUGGGGGAGCAGCCAAAAAGACUUCAAGAGCAAAGAAGGACAAUCUGUGGAGGAAGACUGUGGCAGCGGUGAAUGCUGUUGGAGGGAACAACCGCACGCAGGACGUGGUGAAGAAAUGGUAAGUGCACUUAUAUUCCUAAAAAAUAAUUUUCUUUAUGCCAUGUUUUUUUAAACUUAUUUUUUUCCCCCAUGUGCUUUUGCUACACCCCCCCACCAUUGGCAGCUAUGCUUUUAAAGUCUUUUAAAAGUGAGGGUUGGGUCACUUAAGCACAUAGAGGGAAAAAAACACAAUGUGCAGCUCAGCUUUAAAGGAAUACUAUAGUGACAGGAAUACAUGUUUGCAUUCCUGUCACUAUAACUGUGAAAACACAGUUUAACCUCCCUCUCAGCAAUGUAACUGUAAUUAAAGGGACACUACAGUGCCAGGAGAACAAACCAUUUUCCUGGCACUGCAGGUCCCCUCUCCCUCCCACCCCCCAUCCCAGGAGGAGACCGACUGCGCGGCCGCCGGCGGGGUGAGACCUAAUGCGCAUGCGUGGAAAUGCUGCACAUGCGCAUUAGACCUCCCCAUAGGAAAGCAUUGAAAAAUGCUUUCCUAUGGGGGUUUCAGCGACGCCACUAGAGGAGGAGUUAACCUUGCAAGGUAAAUAUUGCAGUUUAUGAAAACUGCAAUAUUUAUUUACAGUUGCAGGGUUAAGGGUAGUGGGAGUUGGCACCCAGACCACUCCAAUGGGCAGAAGUGGUCUGGGUGCCUGGAGUGUCCCUUUAAUUACUCAUCCUUAUAGCAGAGCUGUGCUCUGCCUCCUUGGCUGCGAUCUUCAUAAUUAACAAGAUCAGCAAAUCCAAUGCUUUUCCAUAGGAAAGCAUUGGGAGGCUGUCAUGUUGCAAAACACCGCUGUUCUAUCAGAUAUCUAUAUCUAUCAGAUUUCUAUAUGGACGUCACUUCCGGUGCCCCCAUGUCAUCAGAAGUGACGCGAGAUCAGCUGUGCGCUAGCAGCCCUCGAGGUAUACAAUUCUGGUGGAGGCACCCCGAGCAUGUGUGCCGCCUCUGACGCUCGAUCAGCUGGGCCUUUAAUCUGAAGGGUGUACCGCGCAUGCGCUCGGCACAUCCUUCAGCUAUAGAAAUCUGAUGGGUGUAAUGCGCAUGCGCGCAGCCCAUCCAUCAGAUAUAGCAAUUUGAUGGGUGUGCAGCACAUCCUUCAGAUAUAGCAAUCGGAUGGGUGUACUGUGCAUGCGUGCAGCACAUCCAUCAGAUAUUGCAAUCUGAUCUACAAAUCUGACGGAUUUCUGUACCACAGCUUUCACUGUACUGUAUAGUAACAUACACAGUGUAGGCGAAUGUGGUGUUAAAUAAGGGAGAUGCACGGUUAAUGGGGGUGACACACAGGGAUAGGGGGUUAAUAGGGGUGAUAAACAUGGGAUAUGGAGGGGUGACCAAAAGUUGCCUAACAACCUAGAAGUCCCUCUAGUGGCCGUCUGGUAGCCAGCCACAAGAGGUGGAGUUAACACAUAAAGAUUAUUAUUGCAGUUGCACUUGCAAUAGUUACCUUUUACACGGUUAAGGGACCUGGGACACUGAACCCAGACCACUUCAAUGCGCUGAAUUGGUCUGGGUGCCUAUAGUAUCCCUUUAAACAUGUCAGUAAACAUAUAUAUAUAUAUAUAUAUAUAUAUAUAUAUAUAUAUAUAUAUAUAUAUAUAUAUAUAUAUAUAUAUAUAUAUAUAUAUAUAUAUAUAUAUAUAUGUAUAUGUGUAUAUAUAUAUGUAUAUAUGUAUGUAUAUAUGUAUGUUUACUGACAUGUUUAAAGUAAUUAAUCAAUUACACAUGUCUUUGCAGUUACUACGACAUCAGGCGGAUUCACAAAAAGAGAUCCUGCAGUUCCUGGGAAGAGACAACCUCCUUGGGAUUGAGGGGACAACUGGCGCUGAAACAUCUGAAGGUAUGUUGUUAAAGGACCACUAUAGUGCCAGGAAAACAAACUCGUUUUCCUGGCACUAUAGGGUAAUUAGGUUCCCCCCCACCCCACCCUCGUGGCCCCCUUCCCACUUCAGCCACUUACCUUUUCCCAACCCCUUCAGCCACUUACCUUUCUCCAGCGCCGGGCUCCCUCGGAGCUGGGGAACACUCCUCCCUCUGACGACGUCCGCUCCGAAUGCGCAGCAAGAGCCGUGCGCGCAUUCAAGCCACCCAUAGGAAAGCAUUACUCCAUGCUUUCCUAUUGACGUCCAGCAUCUUCUCACUGUGAUUUUUUUUUCACAGUGAGAAUCACGGAAGCACCUCUAGUGGCUGUCAGUGAGGCAGCCACUAGAGGCUGGAUUAACCCUCAGCGAAACAGCAGUUUCUCUAGAACUGCUAUAUUUUCAGCUGCAGGCUUUAAACUAGAGGGACCUGGCAUCCAGACCACUUCGUUGAGCUGAAGUGGUCUGGGUGCGUAUAGUGGUCCUUUAAAUUCAUAUUUGUUAGUCAAAAUGUACAUAUAUCAGUUUUCUUGUGUUAACCUUCCAAUGUGUGUUUUCUAUGCCAUCAGUGCAAGCCCCUCAAUCCUCAGAAGAGGCACCAGGAGAUGCUGUCUCCAUGGAGAGCAGGGCAGCAGGUUCACCUCCUGUCUCCCUGGAAAUGCGCCUGGCUUCACUUUCCUCUCGUAAGUACUUGCAUAGCAUUGUUAGAUAAAUGUUAUGUGUGUGUGUGUGCGCGCAUUUAAACAUACACACAUGCGUAUGUGAUUUUACUGUAUAUGAAGUUAAUUUAUCACAUACAUGUAUUUCAGACCAUCCGCAACUUGUUGACCUUCCUUCACCACGUAUGAGUGUGGUUUCCCUCCAACAGCCGGCCCCUGGUGUCCAGGAACAGGGAUGCACUGCUGAGCGUAAGUAAAAAAUGCUUUUGCACAUAUUCUUUGCAGGCAUACUAGUUUAUGUAACAGGCAGGGCCAGGUCGACCGCUAAGCAAACUAAGCGUCUGCCUAGCACGCACUGGCCAAGGGGCUCAAUGUCUGGGUGACCAGGAGGGGUGGGGGGAGCUCGCAUCGCUCCUCUCCUUCUGUUCACUUUAUGUACUGUGGCUGAGUGGACCACGUGUGCAACGAUCUGCUUCAUGUAAUGCAGAAGAAACAGGAGAUUCUCUACCUGGGAACGCUCGGCCACGAUACACGUAGUGAGAUUAGAAGGAAAGGGAGGUGGGCACAAAGACAUGCGUUGAGAGGUCACAAAGAGACAGAGAAAGGGCUAGGGGGGACAAAGAUGCAUAACUAUACUUAGACAUAAUAAUUAAUAGCAUGACUGCAUAUAUCUUAUUUACAAUUUUAAAUGAUAUUGUUGUACAGAUGAUAGUAAGCAUUGCAACAUAUGACACGUGCUAACAAUGUUCUUUCUCUGUUCUCCCCUAUAGGUUCUGAUGGUACUCUCCCCCUGCAAGAGGAGGGUACCAUUACCCUAACAGCAGUGGAUCCUGAUUCAGUGACAUCAGUGGCCGAAGAAAUGCAGUUGCCACAACUUCCUCCACCAUUGGCUGCGCUGUAUGCGACAAUCCAGGCUCGUCAAGCUGAACUGGAGAUGUCCAUACAGCAGGAUAGGGAGAAUCAGCGAGAACUAUUGCAGAAUGUAAUAACCGAGGUACACUCCAUGUCGAACAUUUUGAAUGAGGGCGUUAGGCAAUUUACAUCAGCAAUGGUUUCCUUGCAGCAAAAUAUGCAGCGCUUUAUGGAAAUGAGGGAGGAAGAGUGCAUUCCAAUGCGUGCCCAAGCUGCCCAUAAUUUGGGCAUAACCAUUGCUGAUGUAGAUAGCCUAGUUCGUGAACGACGUGCGCAGGGUCUUGCCAGAAGGGAUGAUGAUGAUUAAUAGAUAUCUGUGGGAAGAAUGCACUAAGAUGUUUGUUUCUCAUUAUCAUCCACAAUGUGAACACAACUGACGCUGUUCAUCAUAGGUUGUUACAUUCUCAAUUUCCUCCUGGUUUUCCUUAUCCUUGCCCUGAAUAUACAUUGGUUCAUUCUCCUCUGCACUAUAUCCUCCCAGGACUGCUCCUAACAACCUGGGCUGCCUCUGCUUUGUUGCUUCUCCCACUUGCUUUUUGAAUUAAAAAAAUAUUGGAUUACAA